Oncorhynchus nerka (sockeye salmon) is the source of this 5267-nucleotide messenger RNA. Its product is annotated as arrestin domain-containing protein 1-like. The record is from RefSeq and is a predicted model, not a curated record. The coding region runs from base 89 to 1516 and encodes 475 amino acids. Gene Ontology annotation, molecular function: ubiquitin-like ligase-substrate adaptor activity; ubiquitin protein ligase binding. The transcript is spliced from 8 exons. Gene Ontology annotation, biological process: protein transport. NCBI's taxonomy places the organism in Eukaryota, Metazoa, Chordata, Actinopteri, Salmoniformes, Salmonidae. Gene Ontology annotation, cellular component: cytoplasm.
AUCAACUUGGACAGGGAAGAAAACGCCACUACUGCGUAGUGCGCACAGGUGAUUCAGUUGUCGCUGCCACCUUCUCGUGGUGGAAAACAUGGGAAAACUCCAAGAAUUCGACAUAACUUUUAAAGACAAUAAAGUUGUUUAUAGUCCUGGAGAGUCACUUUCAGGCACUCUGAAAAUCACAACCACCGAAGCUCUGCUAUGUAAAGAUAUCAAAGUGAAUUGCCAAGGCUUCUGUGGUGUCACCAGCAAGAGCAAUGACACAGCCUGGAUGGUGGAAGAGCAGUACUUCAGCAGCACGCUCUCUGUGGCAGAUAAAGGAACCCUGAAACCGGGAGAUCACAGUUUCCCGUUCAAGUUUCUCAUUCCAGCCUCUGUUCCCACAUCCUUUGAAGGAAACUAUGGAAAAGUUAUGUACAGAGUGAGGGCUUUCAUUGACACUCCUCGCUUCUCUAAGGACUAUAAGGUGGAGAAGCCUUUCUACCUGCUGAGUCUCCUCAACCUCAAUGAUGUACCUGACAUCCAUGGAUGUAGUUCAUCUUCCGUUACUAAGAAGUUCACCUACCUACUGGGGGUAAAGACAGGAACUGUGGUGCUGAAGGCCCAUAGUGACAUGAAGGGCUACACGCCUGGUCAGGUCAUCCAACUGACCACAGAGCUCCACAACCAGUCUGGGAAGACCACAGGGACUGUGGUAGCCUGUCUCAUUCAGAAAGUAACUUACCAGACAAAGAAGCCUACCAUUGACUUGAGGACUUUAGUGCAGGUGGAGGGUGCUGGGGUGAAGGCUGGCAAACAAGUUGAGUGGAAGGAGCAGAUUAUUGUACCUCCUCUGCCCCAGUCAUCUCUGGCUGACUGUGGUCUAAUAAACAUGGAAUACUUUAUUCAAAUCUCCUUGAAAUCUCCUGAGGCUUCGUUUGUGUUGCCCAUCCACAUUGGAAACAUCUCAGUGGAUACCACGUCAGCACGACCCUCCAGACCCCCUCCUCCAACCACCGAUCCUCCUCGCUCCUCCACAAACCCUACCAAGCUAGAAAACAGCAGACGCUCUGAGCCGUCCUCCCAAGACCAAGAAACUCCUACUUGCCCUUCCCCCCACCCAGCCCCAAAACCUGUUCCCAGAAUCAGAGUCUCCACUUCCUCCCCUGCCUCCCCCAGUGCCCCUCCAGCUGAGAUGGACUAUCUGGUCAUGGGCGCCAAGGGGCAGGUGACCGAGGCCCUCCCAACUGAGAGCCACUCCCAGCUUGGUUUCUUGAGCUCUCAGGCCACUGUCUCCCCCAGUGCCUUCAGCUAUGCCCCAGGCCUCACCUUCUCCCAGAACCAGUCCCAGAGUGACGCCACAAACCCAACGGGACCUUUGUUCUGUGUGUCCACAGGCGCCACCAUCCCAUUCUUCUCUGAGGGCAGUACCAACCCCAAGCCUACCCUCUACCCACUCCUGCCUCCUGAGUACAGCACCUCAACACUCCCACAUGAGGCUCCUCCCAGCUAUGUCGAGAGCUGUAGCAGCAACACAUAAAACAACGUCAUGACACAGGAGAGACUGCUGGCAACACUGAACAUGACAACCAGCCUCCCUUCUACUCGAUCAUGCUGCCAGAUAGACCUCUUAAGUACGUCAGCCCAGGUUAAGCAACACCUUUUUUAUGAUUACUGAUUGCUUUCACACAUUGUUUGCGCUUUCAGGACAGUACUGUUUUUACGUAAACAAUUUUUAUAGCUGGAGACAUGUUUUCAAAGUUAAGUCAGGGUAGAAUUAGUUAAGAAUAUGUUGAAAUUGUAUUAUUUAUUUUUUACUAGGCAUGUCAGUUAAGAACAAAUUCUUAUUUACAAUGACGGCCUACACCGGCCAUACCCGGACGAAGCUGGGCCAAUUGUGCGCCGCCCUAUGGGACACCCAAUCACGGCUGGUUAUGAUAGUCUAGAAUCGAACCAGGGUGUCUAGUGAAGUUCUAGCACUGAGAUGCAGUGCUUUAGACCACUGUGCCACUCGGGAGCCAAAACACCUAUGAUUGAAACCAAGUGAAGAUCCAUGAAGCCCACAAGCAACUGCCCAGGCUAUGUUUUAUGUAACCUGUAUGUUUAUUUAUUGUUUUCACUAAACUGUCUAUUCAUAGACAAUUCACUAUGUUCUAUAUCCAAAUAAUGUUUUAUGCAUAGGAAAUACAGUGCCUUGAUACUCUACAAUGCACAACCUAAUAAAAUUGUGUUGUAUGUUUAGCCAUUUUUGUUUUGCUUUGUUUACUAUGCCAGGGUAAUUGUACAUCUCUUGUUUUAGGCCCAUUUAUCAGUUGUAAACAUGAAGGUUCUUGCACUCUAAUAUAGAUGUCUGCUCAACAUGGAUUCUUGCAAGUCGGUACAAUUCUUGUCUGACAGGGAAACUUUAUUUUUAUAGUUGCACUUUUUAAAGCAUAAUCAUAUUUAGUGGAAUUGUAAGGUAAAUCUGUAUGCCUGGAAAUGCCCUUGUCUGGAGCAGAGUAUCCAAAUUUCAAACUGUCCAGAAAAGUGUUUAAAAUUCUAAAAUAUCUCUCCCAGAUAAAUAGGAAUUUUUAUUCAAAUGUUUUUUAAAUGAGGUUUUCGAGUCAAAGCAACUGAGGAAAAACAAAAUUGCUACUUUGUAUACUACUUAAAUGAAGAAAAAAGCUAUUUUUGUCAACUCAGUCUUGAUUUAAAAAAAAAAAAGUUUGUUUAACUGAAUUGCCUAGUUAAGAACAAAUUCUUAUUUACAAUAACGCCUAGGAACAGUGGAUUUACUGCCUUGUUCAGGGGCAGGACAACAGAUUUUUACAUUGUCAACUUGGGGAUUCGAUCUAGCAACCUUUUGGUUAUUAGUCCAAAGCUCUAACCCCUCGGCUACCUGCUUCCCCAAGGGUGUUAACUCUGACAGAGUGCUGAUAGACUGGUUGUUUUGGGGGGAUUAUUGUUGACAUUUUACAAAUGUUUAUUGACUUUUUAGAAGCAACAAUAUGUCUGUUUUGAGUAUCUGUCAACUCUGUUAGAGGCUUGUCAACUCCAUCACUGAUGGAUAAACCUCUUAAGAUUAGAAUAUUUUUGUCAAUAUUCAGGAAAAAUAUUUUGAUGCUCCCGCCUGCUGUGUACUGAAGUCUUAGCUAGCUAGCACAAGGUGUCCAUCGCUCCUGCCUGCCAAACACCUGCUGUCGUUAACGGAACCUAUUGUCAUUUAUAGAGCUGCGGGAAAGUGCCGUGUGGUCUGCUCUAUAUAUAUAUCUCAUGAUGACUAAAGGGGCUCUGUUUUGAAGCCUCUGUGCCUCCAUCUUGGCACUUCACCACAAUUUUUGGGGGAAGCUAUGGAAAUGCAUUUAUAAAUGUCUACCUUUUUGUUUUUGCCAUGUCUUUUCUAUUACAGACACAUUUAAUGCACACUUAAUGAUAUUGUGAGCUAAACAUACUUUUUUGUUUGUAUAAAAUGUGUAACAUUUUCCUUAGUACAUUUACAACUAAGUAAAAAAAAUAUAUAACUGUCCCCACAUAUAAUUUUGUCCUUAAUGUUUAAUUGAAAUACUGUAGAAUUCCAUUCAUUACUAUGGAGGACUGCUUUUUCUGGGCACUGCCAAUAUGGCCGCCCAGUGGCUUCAAAGUCUCUCAUUGGCCAACACAUAGCAUCAGCAAUCCAGGGUGUAUAAACAUCUAAACUCGGCAAAAAAAGAAAUGCCUCUAUUUCAGUACCCUGUCUUUCAAAGAUAAUUCUUAAAAAUCCAAGUAACUUCACAGAUAUUUGUUGUAAAGGGUUUCCCAACAAUUAAUGAACAUGCACCUGUGGAACGGUCGUUAAGACACUAACAGCUUACAGACGGUAAGGUCACAGUUAUGAAAACUUAGGACACUAAAGAAGCUUAUCUACUGACUCUGAAAUAUGCCCAGGUUCCCUGCUCAUGUGUGUGAAUGUGCCUUAGGCAUGCUGCAAGGAGGCAUGAGGACUGCAGAUGUGGUCAGGGCAAUAAAGUGCAAUGUCCGUAUAGUGAGACGCCUAAGACAUCGCUACAGGACGGACAGUUGAUCAUCCUCGCAGUGGCAGACCACAUGUAACAACACCUGCGCAGGAUCAGUACAUCCGAACAUCACACCUGCGGGACAGGUACAGGAUGGCAACAACUGCCUGAGUUACACCAGGAAUGCACAAUCCCUCCAUCAGUGCUCAGACUGUCUGCAAUAGGCUGAGAGAGGCUGGACUGAGGGCUUGUAGGCCUGUUGUACGGCAGGUCCUCACCAGACAUCACCUUCAACAAUGUUGCCUAUGGGCACAAAUCACUCGUCACGGUUUUGUCUCACCGAGGGGGAUGGUCGGAUUAGCUCUUAUCAUCGACGGAGUGAGUGUUACCAAGGCCUGUACUCUGGAGUGAGAUCGAUUUUAGAGGUGGAAGGUCUGUUAUGGUCUGGAGCGGUGUGUCACAGCGUCAUUGAACUGAGCUUGUUGUCAUUGCCUGCAAUCUCAAAGCUGUGUGUUACAGGGAAGACAUCCUCCUCCCUCAUGUGGUACCCUUCCUGCAGGCUCAUCCUGACAUGACCCUCCAGCAUGACAAUGCCACCAGCCAUACUGCUCGUUCUGUGCAUGAUUUCCUGCAAGACAGGAAUGUCCGUGUUCUGCCAUGGCCAGCGAAGAGCCCAGAUCUAAAUCCCAUAGAGCACGUCUGGGACCUGUUGGAUUAGAGGGUGACGUCUAGGACCAUUCCCCCCAGAAUUGUCCGGGAACUUGCAGGUGCCUUGGUGGAAUAGUGGGGGUAACAUCUCACAGCAAGAACGGGCAAAUCUGGUGCAGUCCAUGAGGAGGAGAUGCAAUGUAGUACUUAAUGCAGCUGGUGGCUACACCAGAUACUGACUGACUUUUGAUUUUGACCCCCCUUUUUGUUCAGGGACACCAUUAUUCAAUUUCCAUUAGUCACAUGUCUGGAACUUGUUCAGUUUGUCUAUUGUUGAAUCUUGUGAUGUUCAUACAAAUAUUUACAUAUGUUAAGUUUGACAGUGAGAAGACUGUUCUUUUUUUGCUGAGUUUAGUACUUAAUUUGUCAAUUGGGAGGAGCCGUUGUUGUGCCGAAAAGUUCCCUCCUGCCAGAAUCCCCCGCCCGCGUGAACGCACUCAAUUCUUCAUUGCUGUUACUUGCUAGUUGGGAUUUCUGAUCAAGUUAGGCUGUGUUUCACUUAAUUUUUUAUGUCUGUGUGAUUGCGGGGGAGGCACUAGUAAUGUCUGCAGUUUUUGCUUUGGCUAUUUGUUUCAAGUGUAUUAGUCUAUAAAUAAAUCUCUACCAAAAUUC